UCUAAGAAUAUCCCCAUCUCUUCCAAGGCCUCCUGGGGGCCCCUGUAGUUCCUAAGUAGGAGGUGGGUUUUCAUCUGCCUCCCUGAGGCAGCCCUGUGUUGCUUGAAGCAGCCCACCCUGGCUCUGGCCCCAGCCCUGGAGGCAAAGAGCUUCUUUUACUGGAAAUUACACCCAGAGCCCUCUCAGAGGGCUGCAGGCAGUAUUGGUGGACAAGCUUUCAACUGUCUGAGUGAUGUCGCCACACAGAGGCAGAGGGUCCAGUUACAGGGCUCUGUGGCUGAUGUGCCCUGCUGGUCCCUCCUCUUCUCUUUGGAGAACGAAUGGGACCCUGGAGUAGCUUGGAGAGUAGAAGCAAAGCGGGCAUCUGAGCUGCCGGUGGGUCAGCAGACACACUUCAGACCUUGUUACAACUUGUUUGCAAAAGAGGAUCUGGCAUUCAGAAGGGCGAGCGGCUUGUAGUAGGUCACAGGGACAGUGCAUAGCACAGCCGAGGACAGAAGCCACUGGAUCCCCAGGGCCACUGCUGUGUUAUAUGGUGGUUCUACCUCCAUUUGCCAGGGUGUGAGUACAUGAGCCCAGACUGAUGCAAGUUUUGCCUCAUAUUUAUCUAUCUCGUGUCCAUGUUAAUGGAUCUGACCUCAGCAUCCUUCUCUCUGCUUCCUCUUCUCCUCCUUCCUCCCUGUCUUUUCUCCUCUUUUCCUUCCCCCUCUUGUCCCUUCAUUUAACAGCUUCUUAGCUUGCUUUUUGUGCCAGGUCUGUACUGGGUUCCAAGGCUGCUGAGGGAGAUACGAGCCACAGUGCCUGGCAUAGGGAAGUCAUAGCUACUGCAUAAAGCAGAUACACACAUGAAAAAGACAGGCAUGGAGUGCUUUGACGGGAGGGUAGCCCUAAAUUCGUGUUAUGUCAGGAAGGGCUUCCUGGAGGAGGAGACUGGGACAACUUGGAAAACAGGCAAGUUUUCUGGGAAACAGUAGCUGGUAAGUCUCUCUUUCGGGCGGUGGGUGUGGGGUUGGUCAUGCUGACCCUGGAAGUGAAGGAAGUAAGACACAUCUGUAGGAGACAAGCCUAUGACCUUGGCAAAGAUUGAACAUUUUUACAAACAGAGUCAGUCAAUAACAAAUGAGGAAAAGAAAGGAUUUCUUCAUCUUUUAAAUGUUGUUUUCUGAUAUGAGGCAGGAGGCGGCGUUCCUCAGAUAGUUGUGUGGGCAGAGAGUGUGGGGCUAGUUACCGCCUGGCACGACUAGGCACAGCCCUCCUUAGAUUCUAGCUUUUUCAGUCUGAAAUGACUUCUCAGCACCCAAACCCCACCCUUUGGAACACCUCUGAUACCCUUAAAAAAACAAAAAAGAUGAGGGAUUCAGCCAGCUCCCCUAGUUUGGAGCCAGCAGGGCCCAAUACUGUCCUAGUUCCUGUCAGGGCUGUGCUGGGUGGGGCUCCAUGCUUUCUCACCCUGUCUGUCCGCCAGUUAGAACCGGCUUUUCAUUUCUUUUUCCAGGUGGAGGGGCUGGCCAGCGCUGGUGCUUAGUAAACCACCCUAGUCUUGUCCUUAAAAUAGCAGGCUGGGACCACUCCCUUCAGCUUUAUGUUAACCCUUUCCAAGCCUGUUCAACAGAUGGGAUGUGGUACAGGCGGAAAUCUCCAGCAGCUCAGCUUGGAAAGUGCACUUCUUCAAGUCAUGUUAAAAGGGCAGGGCCAUCCAGAUGACACUGCAUUCACAUCUGGCCUCAGCAUCCUGCUGGGUCCUCUAAGGGCAAGGAUGGGAGCUGUGGCAUCUUCCAAAGCCUAACUAAGCUACAGGUACUAGGUUGACCAUAUUCAGCACGACACUGAGCCUCAGUUACUUUUGUGCUGUGGGAACUGUCACUACCCUUCAGGUUUGGCACCUCCAGGUAAUUUCCUUUGUCCUGUAGCUCUAAAAUAAGCCCAGGGCGAAUGGUCUCAUAACUAAACUCUGUACACUUAGGGGAAUAUUUCCCCCCCUUUCCCAGUCCGAGGCCUUGAAGGGCUGGGAGUGAAGUGCACAUUUUGAAAGUGCAAUCUAACCUGAGCCUAAUCACAUGAGUUAGAUGUAAGGGCUCUUUGUAAACCGUAAAGUACAAACAAAUGUGGAAAGCCAUUAUGAGGCACUGGUCGUUUAUUUAUUCGCUCAGUUAUGUGUUGACUCAUUCUGUAAAUGUUUAUGGAGCCCUUAUGUGGGCCUGGCGUGUUUGGGGGACCCUGUGGUGAACAAAGCAGAUGAGGUCCCUGUCUGGGGGAUUGUAUUCUAGAUGGGGUAGAUUGAUGAUUCGCAGGCACUCAUAUAGGCUAAUAGGUCACCCUCCAAUGGUGGAAGGUUCCCCAAAGGAAAUAAACAAGGGUGACGUAGUAGAGAGCUUGUGUGUGUGUGGGGGGGGUGUAAUUGAGAUUGAGUGGACAGGACAGGCUGUAUUUAGGAUGGAGCCAGCCUCAGGAAGAGUUGGAAAGGGAACUUUCUUGGGUCAGGGAGUGGCUGUAGCAACAUAGGCUUGACUUGGAGAACUAACUCAAAGGCUAAGGUGACUGUGAAAUUCAGUGAGCAAGAGGUUCACAGGGUAAGGAAUAAUGGUGAGAAGUGCAAGGAACACAGGUUUUUCCCAUCAUCAUGCAUUCCUGGGGCUGUUAACAUGUGCCCCGUGUCACACUCUCUCAAUAACACCCUACACCUUCAAGUUUCUGAUUUUGCUUCUUGGAGCAAGCACAGGAAGUUAAGCUCAUAGAAGUUCUAACCAUGGCAGAGCACUCCUAGAUGCCUCUUCUCUGCUUUCUUUGGGCAGCCAUGAGACCUGUGGACUGCUUGGCAGAGAGGGAUAGUCAGUCCUCUCCUUCAGAAAGCCUGAUGUCCAGUGUGGGGUGGUGAUCAUGCAUCCAAAUUGGGGUGGAAGGGGGUCAGUCAUGGUUCUGACUUUACUUGGGAAUGAGUUUGUCUGAAGAGAACAUGGAUUACCUGGAAAUUGAGGGAGGUUAAAAAAACGACUCAGACCAGAUAAAGGUAAGGGUUUGGCUCUGACACAAAGAGUUCCAGGAUCCUCCUCUUAGGGUACAGAUUCUUCAACUUUUCUGCCAGAGGGAAGUAGCCACAAUGAACAACGCCCAUUGGAGCCCCAGUUACACUGUUUUGAUAACUUCAAGAGACCCUAUAGAUAAGCAGAGCAGUGGUGACCAAUGCCCCCAUCCCCAAGCACUUCAGAAUUCCUUCACCUUCCCCCAGACUUCGUCCCAGAAUGGGGGACUGUCUCCAGGCCUACUAACAAAGGCAACUUUAUGUUCAGAUUGCCCUCCCAAGAUGUCUCUUGUGACCACCCUGGCUGCCCAGCAGUGGGUGGACUGCCAUAGUAGUCUUGCAUGGAAUGUCAUAGGCAUCCUACAGUUAAACCCCACACACUUAUUAAUGCAUAGGACCAAAAACAUGCCAGAGAGGCCACAUAAAAGUUAGCUUUGUGCCCACAGAGGCUGUGCUUGGAAGAGAGUUGCGGGACAUUGUCUCGAGCAGAUGGAUUGGAUGUCACCUUGAGAUCUCAGGCUCUCUGAAAAGAUGAGAGGGAGAAAGACAUGUUGGCCACAUGAUAAUGAGCACACAUAUUUCCUAAGACUGGGUUUCAAUGUGCUUCAUGGAAGUUAAGUAGCUGGUUGUAAAUGGAGCAUGCUCAGAAUCUUAUGGAAUACCUAUGACUCCUCCACAGCUAGCCAUCCCUUCUGGAGGGUAGGGCUGGGGCCCGAGAAUUCCUACAGUCAGUUCAUCUGUUAGGGAAUGUCUAGUACAGGAUGGGAGAGGGGCUGGGUUGUGAGUCAGGCACGCCUUGUUUAGAGCCCCCAUGUGGUAGUUUGUAAGCCAUGACCUUGGAGAAGGUCCUUGUCCUUGCUGAUCUAAUGCAUAGCUGUGACUCAAGGCAACCAAACACAGCAGAGUGAGGAAAUGUGCAGUGAGCUUUUGAGUGGUGUUUUUCGUGACGUGGUUAUGACAGUACUUACUUGCAGGUAGGAUCACAUGGUGAUAAUUUUAUCUUGUUCACUUGCAUUUUUCCUUUGUUUUGUUUUGUUCAAUCCAGUGCUGGGGAAUCUAACUCAAAGUCUUACACAUGCUAGGCACGUGCAUGACCAUGGUACUGUGAUGAAUGUGUGAACCUCCUGCCUCAGCCUCUUGAGUAGUUGGGGACUCAGGUGCAUGGUCAUCAGGACUGCUGUGCAGCAACAUUUAUGGAAAAUUCCUGACAGGUGCCAAUCUCUGGUCUAUAGCCCUCUUGUCUUUCUAAUCAUACGUUGGCUGCCUGUGAAUGUCCAGGACACUCAGGUGACAAAAGAGUCUCACUGUGCUCUAGAAAGGGCCUGCCCAGAUGGCAGACUUUAUUCUGAGGCUCAGUUCUCAGCCUUGCCAUCCCCUGUUUGGGCCAAGUCCUUCAUGUGGAGAUGUCAGAUGGCUCUAGCUGGGAGUAUUUACACAGAUCCGUGCCAGGCCGGACUCACUUACCCAGAGUCACCUGUCCAGAGCAGGUGGCAGCAUCCGAUAGGGUGUGCCAUCCCUCUGAGCUGGGAUGUGACUCAGGGCUGGUCUCAGUAUGACAGAGGAGUACUCCCCACUUAGUCCAAUCAGAGCCUGGGGCCCUGGCAGCGCAGACUACUGUGUGCUCUGGUCUCUGCAAUUGCAGAAAGCAGCAAAGGCAGUGACAUCUCGAAGGGCUGUACCAGGAGGGUCAGGGACCCAUGCAGCAGCAGCUAAGCCUAGUUCAUCUACCACUCACCGGCCAAGGCCUGGAGAACAGGAGAGGAAGAAGCGUGGCCUCACUUCCUCUCUGAGGAUGGAGCCCCACAGCCACUCUGGAAAGAGCCGGAAAUCCACGAAAUUUCGCUCCAUUUCCCGUUCCCUGAUCCUCUGUAACGCCAAGACCAGUGAUGACAGCUCCAGCCCUGAUGAGAAGUACCCCGACCCUUUUGAGACUUCACUGUGCCAGGACAAGGAGGGCUUCUUUCACUCCUCCAUGCAGCUGGCAGACACAUCUGAGGCUGGGCUCAGCAACAUACCAGACCUGGCACUGGCCUCAGAGGCUGCUCAACUCCAAGCAGCUGGGAGCGAUCGGGGCAAGCACUGCAGGAAGAUGUUCUUCCUGAAGGAAUCUUCUACAACUUCCUCUAAAGAAAAGGCUGGAAAAUCAGAAGCACAAAGUAGCAACUUCCUGUUUCCUAAAGCCUGCCACCAAAGGACACGCAGCAACUCCACCAGUGUUAAUCCCUACAGUGCCAGAGAAAUGGAUUUUCCAAUGACCAAGAAAUCUGCAGCUCCCACCGACAGGCAGCCCUACUCUCUCUGUAGCAACAGGAAGUCCCUCUCUCAACAACUGGACUACCCAGUUUCGGGCACUGCAAGACCAACUCGGUCACUGAGCACAGCUCAGCUCGGGCAGCUGUCUGGGGGUCUGCAGGCGUCAGUCAUUUCCAACAUAGUGCUGAUGAAGGGCCAGGCAAAGGGCCUGGGCUUCAGCAUUGUUGGGGGAAAGGACAGUAUUUACGGCCCUAUUGGGAUUUACGUGAAGAGCAUCUUUGCAGGGGGAGCAGCUGCAGCCGACGGGCGGCUUCAGGAAGGUGAUGAAAUUCUGGAACUCAAUGGUGAAUCAAUAGCUGGCCUAACACACCAGGAUGCUUUGCAGAAGUUUAAGCAAGCCAAGAAGGGACUGCUGACCCUGACAGUGAGGACGCGCCUGACAACACCCCCUUCACUAUGCAGCCACCUGUCUCCCCCGCUGUGCCGCUCCCUGAGCUCCAGCACGUGCGGUGCCCAGGACAGCAGCCCCUUCUCCUUGGAAAGCCCAGCGUCUCCUGCCAGCACUGCCAAACCCAACUACAGAAUCAUGGUGGAGGUGUCACUGAAGAAAGAGGCAGGUGUUGGCCUGGGCAUUGGCCUGUGCAGCAUCCCCUACUUCCAGUGCAUUUCGGGCGUCUUCAUUCACACGCUGUCACCAGGAUCCGUGGCGCAUCUCGAUGGACGGCUGAGGUGUGGUGAUGAGAUUGUGGAAAUCAAUGAUUCUCCAGUGCACUGCAUGACCCUCAAUGAAGUCUACACAAUCCUGAGCCACUGUGACCCUGGCCCAGUUCCCAUCAUCGUUAGCCGACAUCCGGACCCACAGGUGUCUGAACAACAACUCAAGGAAGCUGUGGCUCAGGCAGUGGAAGGCGUCAAGUUUGGGAAGGAAAGGCACCAGUGGAGCUUGGAAGGUGUCAAAAGGCUGGAGAGCAGUUGGCAUGGGCGGCCCACCUUGGAGAAAGAACGUGAGAAGCACUCAGCGCCCCCGCAUCGAAGGGCCCAGAAGAUCAUGGUCCGAUCCAGCAGUGACAGCAGCUACAUGUCUGGGUCACCAGGGGGAAGUCCCUGCAGUGCAGGAAACCAGAGAGCUGCUGCCACUGCUGCUACAGGAAGACACUGCAGGGAGAACCCUCUGCACCGCUGCUUGCUGCCCAGGACCUGCAGCCAGCACGCAGACUUCAUCCUCCACAGAAGGAGAGCCAAGGAGGAGUGCCAGCCCAGAGACUCCAGCAUCCCCAGGAAAACACCCGCUGCUGAAGAGGCAGGCGCGGAUGGACUAUAGCUUUGACAGCACCACUGAAGACCCUUGGGUUAGAAUUUCCGACUGCAUCAAAAACCUAUUUAGCCCUAUCAUGAGUGAGAACCAUAGCCAUAUGCCACUACAGCCCAAUGCCAGCCUUGGUGAAGAGGACGGGACACAGGGCCACCCAGAGGGGGGCCUGUCAAAAAUGGACACUGCCAAUGGUGCUCCCAGGAUUUUCAAGUCAGCAGAUGGCAGCACUGUGAAGAAGGGACCCCCAGUAGCCCCAAAGCCAGCCUGGUUUCGGCAGAGCUUGAAAGGUCUGAGGAAUCGUGUUCCAGAAACCAGAAGAGCCCCGGAAGUAGCUUCAGCCAUUCAGACAACACCAGUUUCUAGGGAUGCCUCAGGGCCACAGUCUCAGGCCUCCUCCUCCUCCAUCCGGCAGAGAAUCAGCUCCUUUGAAAACUUUGGCUCCUCACAAUUGCCAGAUAGAGGAGUCCAGAGACUGAGCCUGCAGCCCACCUCUGGGGAGACUACCAGACUUCCAGGAAAGCAAGAUGAAGGACGGUUUUCUGGUCUCCCGGCUCAAGGGACUAAAGUAACUGCUAAACACAGGCAGACAGAGGUAGAGCCUCCAUCUACAACCUUCCCUAACUCCUCAGAGGUCGGGGACCCAGAUAUGUCUGAGUCUCCUCCCCCAGGUCAGCGACCCAACCCGAAAGCUUUGUCUCCAGACCCUCUCUUGAGACUGUUGACUACACAAACUGAGGAUACUCAAGGACCAGGUUUCAAGAUGCCAAGUCAGCGGGCACGGAGCUUCCCCCUGACCAGGACCCAGUCCUACGAGACAAAGCUGCUGGAUGAAAAGUCCAGCAAGCUCUACUCCAUUAGCAGUCAGCUAUCCUCUGCUGUCAUGAAAUCCCUGCUGUGCCUUCCAUCUUCAGCCUCUUGUGGCCAGAUCACGUGCAUCCCCAAGGAGAGGGUGUCUCCAAAGUCACCCUGCAACAACAGCGCAGCUGCAGAGGGUUUUGGUGAAGCUGUGGCCUCCGACACAGGGUUUUCUCUCAA
This is a messenger RNA of Rattus norvegicus (Norway rat), 7619 nucleotides long. The record is from RefSeq and is a predicted model, not a curated record. Lineage: Eukaryota; Metazoa; Chordata; Mammalia; Rodentia; Muridae.